Sphaeramia orbicularis (orbiculate cardinalfish) is the source of this 1207-nucleotide messenger RNA. RefSeq lists its product as uncharacterized. The coding region runs from base 113 to 1189 and encodes 358 amino acids. The record is from RefSeq and is a predicted model, not a curated record. Lineage: Eukaryota; Metazoa; Chordata; Actinopteri; Kurtiformes; Apogonidae. The transcript has 8 exons.
UGAACCUGAAAAAAUCUCUAAACCAGUGACCCCAAGGAAAGUUAAGCCAUGUGUUUUAAAGGCUGACAGUGUUACACCUGAGGAACCUGUCAUAGUUGAAAAGCCUCAGGAGAUGGUUUUUCCAGUAGAAGAGCCCAAACCCUUAACUCCAGUUGUUCGUCCAAAGACCCCUGCACCACAACACGCCACACCUCAGCCCCCACCCAGGGAACCUUCCCCAGAACUGCCAGCAUUCCUCAAAGAAUUUGCUGACACAGACUGGUUUAAAGACCUAUACCCUGAUGAUAAGUCUGUCCUGACCACCCUGUCUCCAGAUGACUUUUCCCUACAACUGCUGGCCUAUUUCAACACCUGCGCCGCUACUGCUCCAUCCAGGAUUACGAUCCUUGCUGCAUUGCAGACGCUGCACAUGCAUGGUCUCAUACAGAAAAUAGACAAGCUUCACCAAGACUUGAUUGACUCAGUGCCCAGAGCAGUGAAACCUCACAUGUCACCCUAUGAACAGGCUGUGCUUGGACAAAUGCUUCAUCUGAUGACGUGUCUGAAACCUGCUGGCUCUAAACUUGUGAUAAACCUUCUCACUCUUCUCGCCUACAAAAAUCUGGGCCUCCGAGGAAGAAUUCUGCGCAUGAUCACAGCUUUAGGUGUUGAUGAGGCUGAACAGUGGCUGUGGCCGGAGCUGGAGAGCUGGGAGUCAGAGCUUCCGAACCAGUGUGAUGUCUGGAAGAGCCUCCAUAACAGAGCAGAAAACUGGCUGGAGAUAUGGACCUCCAAAUACAAAGAUUGUAAGAGGUACCUGUUCCUCAAGAGAACAGAGGACCGGAAGCCAGCAUCAUUCUCUGUGGUAGAUGUGCUGAAUUACUUCUGCUCUGUCCAGAAAGAGGCCAAAAGGACUGCACCAGCUCGUGUCAGAAAUACAGUACUUCUACCUCUUUAUGACUGUGUUUCUCACCCAAUCCAUCGUCUUGGAGAGACGUAUAGCAUGGCCAGGAUACGCAAACCACAAGGCUUAAUCCUGCCUCCCCUUCGAAACCGUCCAUCACUCAUGCACUUCCCCAAGUUCAUUUCUUUGCCUUUACCUCAUAUUACCCUCUCCCCCUUUCACAUCUACUCAGACGAGGACUGGCUGAAAGCCCCCUAUCGCCGCUACUUUAUCCAGCAACAGUCACAUGUCGAGUACUACAGAUAAUGCCUCAGUCUGGCAUUU